AUGUGGGGUUGUGUCAUGUUUGCAAAGAGAGAACCCCCGCCUUUGCCCAAAGAAAAAAAAAAUAGGAGCGAGGAGGUGGCUCGGGAGCGGCCCGGAGGAGCUGGCGGCAGCCCGAGGAGCGAGGGACCGAGCCGGGAGCCAUGCCGCGCUGAGGGGGGGCCGCACAGCCGCCGCCGCCACCGCCACCACCCCCGCCGCCGGGUGGGGUGGGAGGGGCGGGAGCCGCCGCCGCCGCCACCUCCCGGGUGGGCGCCCUUCGCCGUGGACGCCGGCGGCCCGGGACGAGGUAAGGAGGGCCCCGGGGGAGGGCUGGGGCGCCGCCGCCCCCGCCUCACCUGCGGCCGCGAGCUGGGGGCGCCGCCGCGCCCGCGCCUCACUGCGCCACUCCGGGAGGAGGAGGAGGGCGAAGGACACGGAGUCGGCAUCCGAGGACAUCUUUGGUCCGUGUCCCCGACCGGGUGUCCCCGCUCGGCGCCCGGGGGUGGGCCCCCCAGCCCCGGGGGUCUCCGCCCUGCGGCCCCCCGCCAGCCGAUCGCGCCGCUGGCCGCCGUUUGCGCGAGGAUAUUUGUUGUUGUGAUGCGAGUUGAUGAAUGCGAAGUGUUCCGGGCUCCUGCACCCGAGCCCGGUGGGUGCGAGCGCUGGGGCGCCGGCGACACCGGGCAGAGCGCGCGCGCGCCGCGGGGACACUACGGCCGGAUUCCCGGGGCCGGGAGUCCGAGCGCGCCAGGAUGCAGCGAGACGAUGCGCCUGCGGGGGCCGGGCCGCGGGGGGUGGGGGGUCGGGGCCGGGCCAGUCGGGGUGUGCGGCCCGGGGCCCGACCGGGCGCGGCCCCAGUCGGCGGGGAGGCCCGCGCGGCGCCCCCGGGCGCAAGUGAAAGCCGGGAAGGAGGCGAAGUUGGAACCCUUUUGUUUUGCCGGCCCCGCAUUGUUGGCCGCUCCGGGCAGCCCGGCCCCAUCUGCCGCCUCGCGGGGGCCCGGCCCGCCAAAGUCGCGGGCUGAGCGGGCGGCCGGGGCGGGCGGGCGGGCGCGAGCGGGGGCCGGGCCGGCCGGGCGUUUCCUCCGCCGGGCCGCGCUCCGCGGGCACCACUUCCUCCUCGCCCUCCGCCGCCAACGCCGCCGCCCGCCGCGAGCCCGGCCCUCCCGCCUUUCCCCGCCCGGGCCGCACUUUUCGGGUGGGUCGGACCAAAAGAAAAAGUUUAGCAGAAGGGGCAGGAUGAGGGCGCGCCCAGGGCGGCGGCGGCGGGCGGCGGGGACCCGGCGCGGCGCGGGGACAGUCGGGGCGCCGUGGCCGCCGCCGCCUCCGCGGCGCAGGACGGACUGCGCGGCCGAGGGGAAGCGCCUUUCUUUCUCUCCCGGGCGUUCUCCCCAGCGCCCCGGGGCGAGUCGGGGAGAGGCGCGCGGGAGUCGAGGCGCGCCGCGGCCUUUCUCCCGGCGCGGGGCCGGCGGCGUGGCCGGCCGCCCGCAGCCCCACGCCGCGCCUCGCGCUCGGAGGCCGCGGGCCGGGGAGCUCGGCGCGGUCACCGCCGGCCGCGCCGAGACCCACAGGCGCGCUCACACUCCCUCCGGUGGCUCGCUCCCUGCACGGAGACGAUGGUCGCGGACGUGGAGUCUGCGUGUGCGCGCGGUGCGUGCGGUUUUUCCCCGCGAGUACUUUUUUCCGGAGGCAGCCCAAGCUUGCGUUGGCUCCAGGGAUCCCCCGCGUUUGGUGGUGUACAGGAGAGACGAGGACUUUCUCGUAGAAACCCCCUCUGCGUGCUCUGGUGAGAGGCAGCUGGCGGUGGCCUACGUCGUCAUGCCUGACUUCCUUGCCCUGUCCGGCGCGCGGGGUGGGGGGGGCUUGCCCGGCCCGGCGAGGCCGGCUUUCGGCCUCCCGCUCGCCUUUCCAUCCGGAGAGGGCCGUGGGGACUGGGGCAGGCCGGCCCGCCGGCCCUGGCUGCGCUGUGCUUGGAAGGGGCCCUGCUGCGUUUCACGGGCCGAGAACCGGGGUGCGCCUCCGUCCUGCCAGCAGGGUGGGCCGUCCGUGCUGCUGGGGUUUCAGGGCCCCAAACCCGCGGGCGAGACCCCCCCUGCGUCCUGGGGGCCCGCGGACCCCGCAGCUCCGCCCCACCUCGGUGCACCUGGCGGCCCCGCCCCUGGGAUUCUGGUGCACCUGGUGACUCCGCCCCUCUCCCUGGUGUACCUGGAGGCCCCGCCCCCGGGGGCUGGAGUACCUGGUGGCUCCGCCCCUCUUCCUGGUGUACAUGGAGGCCCCGCCCCCCAGAGGCUGGAGUACCUGGUGGCUCCACCCCACCUCGGUGCACCUGGUGGCUCCGCCCCCCGGAGGCUGGGCAGCCCGCAGGUGCACCUGGCGGGGGCCCCCUCCCCUCCCCACCCAAGGCCGGUGUGCCUGGCGGGCCCGGCCCUCCCCAAGCCCCCUCCCCGCCCCCAGCCCAGAGUACCUGUCCCCGCCGGAAACGCUGCCUCCUGCGGCCACCGUGCUGGCCUUGCCUUUUCACUUGUAAAUGGAGCGGCUCCCCGCCGCGGGAAGUCGUUGAGAGCUGAUAGAAAUGGACCCGGCCCCCCGGUGCCCACUUCCUCCCGCCUCCGCUGCCGCCGGCCUUUGUGCGGGGCGCUCCUCGCUGACCGGACCCGGGAAGGAGACCGCGCGGGACGCCGAGGCGGCCUGGAACCCGCGGACCCGGCCCAGCGGAACCAGGGAUGGUGGCGGGAGGCGAGCAGGCAGAUCGCCGCCGCGCUGCGGCCUGGGCAGCCUGGGAUCCGCCCCCUGGGCGGUGUUUGCAGAGGCCCAUCCGGCCGACAGAAUCUGGGCAUUUUACUUGUACCAGUGGAGCGGUAG
This is a messenger RNA of Choloepus didactylus (southern two-toed sloth), 2835 nucleotides long. RefSeq names its product collagen alpha-1(I) chain-like. The transcript is spliced from 6 exons. Lineage: Eukaryota; Metazoa; Chordata; Mammalia; Pilosa; Megalonychidae. The record is from RefSeq and is a predicted model, not a curated record. The coding region runs from base 1 to 2835 and encodes 944 amino acids.